Molecule: messenger RNA, 19034 nt
Organism: Porites lobata
Lineage: Eukaryota; Metazoa; Cnidaria; Anthozoa; Scleractinia; Poritidae
Source: the annotation of a GenBank genome assembly
AUGGCUUUCAUAAAAUCGCGGUUAGGAAAGCUUCCAUUCGUUUUAGAAGAAGAAACCGACCUUGGCAUGGACACAUCUUCAACGUUUAACAGCAAAGAGAAUGAUAGCCUUGUGGAACCAAUGUCGCCUGAAUUCGCAGAUGAAGGCUGGGACCCUGGGUUUUCGAGUCCUUUUAGAGAUUUAAUGUCGGAUGAAUCACCAGUUAAAAGUGACAUUCCUACCACUCCGCCUCUAUCGCCACCUUCGCUCGGAGCGCUUCGUCUGUUCGAUUCUCCACAAACGCCGAAGAGUCUCCUUGAGCGCUCGUCUGCUGUGAACCGCACGAUAGAUUUUAAGAGACCUGUGUCAAGAUUACGCCGAGGUUUACUUAAAGGUCGUGGAUUUGAAAGCGAGCCCCGCACAGGGCCACGAUCUCGACAAGUCACCGCAAAUGUAAACCCGUUCACUCCUGAAGCUUCUUCAAUUGGAGCAAAGAGAACGCGAAAUGAAGAUAGAAGGUGGGCAUUUUCUUUGUGGAGUCUUGUGUUUGUCAGCUCUUUAAUCCUAGCUUCAACCUUUAUUUUUCAAACAAAUUGACGUCUUACUAUGCUGCAUUCUAUUUUCGUGCUGCCUCCACAUUUAUUAUGCAUGCAGCAACUUUACACGAAAUAGAUCGGGAGUCGAAACAAGUAUGCAUCAUGAAUAUAUGGAGCGGAGCGAUUGCAGAAUACCCGGCCCACUAGGCUGUACGGAAAUCUUACCAAAAACCUUCCUUGGAUCUUGAAAGAUUUUUGCGGUUUAAAAAAAAUCUGUAAAUUCCGUUAAAACAGCGUGCUUUCUUUUAACUGUUGUUUCUUUUAUUUGCAAGAAUCAUCAAUUAUUGUGGAGGCAAAUAAAUGGUAGAUAGAUAGAUAGAUACAUGAUUUUCACAGGUUCCUGCUGUAUGCAGGACUGUUUGCAGUUGUACCUCUACUAGUCUUUUAAGACGUUAUCAACAGAGAAGGGUGUACUGAACAAUUUAUUAAUUGUCAACAAAAUUGUUGUAAAUUUUGAAUUAUUAAUAUCUUGAUUUUUACAGAAAUGGUUCCAUUCUAGAAGAUGAUGAUGAAAACGAUGGGAUGGAGGAUGAAAUCUUUGGAAAUCCAGCCAAGGUGACCUUACAGUUCUAAGUAGUUGUUAAGUACAUUAUAAUGUCCAGAGCAGAAACAAACCUAAGGUAACAGGAGCUACAUAGUUUUCAAGGUGCGGCCAUGCACUAAUUAAAUUAAUCUGAUUAUUGGGAUUGCACAAACAGCUAUUGGUGCAAAAUUCAAACAGCUGUCACAGAAUGUCUGGGUUAAGCAUCUACUGUAAAUCAGAAAUAUCAUAAAAACUUUCUUUAUUUCAGUAGAAGAUUUGCUUUAUACAGGAGGUUAAAAAAUCUUAUGUCGAGGAAAAUGUUGCGCAGAGACUGAUGUUUUCUGAACAAUGGAGUGUGUUUUUCUUCCUUGUUUCGACACUUUGGAAACUUAUUGACAACGUGAAUCCAUAUGGACUUCAUGAGGCUGCAUAAAUCUGAAACAUCUGAAGACUGUGAAACCUUAGACUUGAAGCCAACAAAGCCAGCCUGGAAUGUGAGUAUUUUUUAUUAUUGUACGGAUGAAUUUACCCACGAUGAGUUAAACUGAAGAGUAUGAUGACCAAGACCAUCUUUUUUUGUUUCUGUUUGUAGAAAUGUUUGUAGAAAUUGCACCAGCUGGAAAUGAAUGGCAAGAACAAGUUUUCAUACAACAAACAUUGUCACAAUGUUUUGUUUAAUAAUAAUCAUGUUAGUCUUGAAACUGGAAAUUGCAACUUGGUAACUGCAGAAGUCUGUGAGUAUGCCCUUGCAGCUGGCAGGAAGGACUUUAUUGGAAUAUCUCCAGUUGUCUCCGAUUUGUCGCUGCAUCAAGGGAGUGCGUCAGUUUAAUAUUCUUAUGCCUUUGGAAAGUCCCGUUCAGUAGUCCGGGUCAUCCUCCAACAAAAUCAUUAGUUAUGACAAGCAAGUAGUGGCCCUAGGCAAGCAAAAUGCCAUAGCUGCUUGCCCAAAGGAAAAGUUGGAAUUCAAGCUCCUUAAUAAGAUUUAUACUUAAAAGAGGAAAAUGGCAGAUAAAAGCAUCAACUAAAGAAAAUAUGCCAUCAUCAAAAUUUUAAUUUAUUGAAGAAAAUUAUUUACGGGAUAUGUAGUUGUUUUUCAUUACCAUCAUCUUGAAUAAAUUAUUCAAUAUAAACAGGGAGAAAAUGUUGGUAAGAGCCUUGCAUGAAUGCUUUUUCUGAAAACAAAACUGUUCUGAAGCUUGAAGCAAACAUUUUUUUCUUCUAAAAUGAAUGCUCCUAAGAUAGAUGGAAAAAAAAAACAAAAAACAUGGCCUGAUUCAAACUUACAUACUCACUUAGAUUCUUGGUGCCUUGCAGCAUAGUUCUUUGAUGAUGCUGCUGCUGCACUGAGUUUGGCUCUGCCACUCUGGGCUAGUGUUCUUACUGCCUCAGUCCAACUGGUUCCCUGCUUUUAAAUAGACUUGUGUAGUGUCCAGCCUCCAGCUGUUCUUAUGCCGCCCCUCUUCCUUCAACGUCUCUGGGGUUUCUAGGUCAAAGCCUGGUGUGAUGCUUGAAGUCGGUUUCCUAAUGGUGUGGCCUAUCAAUCCCCAUUUAUACUGCUCAGGAUCUUUUCUAAAUGUUCUAAAAACUGAUGAAAGAAAAAUUAUCUUUGGAUGAAAUAGACAGGCCCACUCCUUUUGUUCAGGUCAACAUUUUGUCAAACCAAAUUGAAAAAUUCUAUACUUGUCAGUGACUGUGGGGCAAAAACCAGGCUAUCACAGCUCCAGUUCAAUGGACAUGAGUCAAGUCAGUAAUAUCAAAAUGGCUUUUGGUAAUACAGUAAAAUUAACAUUGUCAUAUCAUUGAUAACCAAAGCAAUGUCUGAACACUAAUAAUAAAUUAUUGGUAUUAUAAGCUUCAUCUUGUCUUAAGGGUUUGCAACAAAGAUAUUAUUUUGUGGUACACUUGUCUGGUUUGAUGCACAUCUUCAGCUAGAUCAAUGGCUUCUUGAACAGCUACAUUUUCUCCUUCUUGAUCAUUCAGUUCAUCAUUAUUGCCACUGCCAGUUGUAGCGGCAUGUUUAAGAACAGCCAGCAAACUAGAGUUCAGCGUCUGACUUCCACUUAAGUGUUGUCAAGGCUAAAUAUUUAGAAAAAUAACCAAAAUUAAAAGCAAUGAAAACACCAGCAUUGUUCAUAGUUCAUUGUGAAAAGGUCAAAGAAGAAUGGAACUUUGUUAUUCCAGCUCCUAUAUUGGUUAAAUUGAUGGGUUGUGGCUGAUAAUAGAAUCUGAUAAACCGCAUAUGUUUAACAUCUGAGUGGCAGCUUAUAUGAUGUGGAUGGUGGUACAAUGGCUGGAUUAAAGUAGAGAGUGUCGCUAAAGUGACACUGCCAGGCGAGGUGUGUUCAUUAACACCUGUGGAGAACAGAGAGGCAGGCAGGUGUCCCUGUGGCUGCUUAAUGUCUGAUGCCAGUCUUUGGUUUUCCUCUCUUCACUUUUGGUAGUGUCUGUUCCCCAGAGUAAAUUAAUUAAUGAAUUGAUUAAUUUUUCCCACAUGCUUAGCCCUCUGUCUUCUUUCCCUUAAUGCAGUGACGCAGACUUAAGUAUCAGCAUGGAUUCCUUCAUUUGCUUGUCGGCUGUAAACUCUAUAACAUCUUUAUGUUUAAGUGUGACUUUUUCUGCGGCCUGCUGGAUAAAGUGAUCCUGUAUGGUUCCUCUGGGAUAUUUUGCUGUGUAUAACUCUUCCGUAGUAGUUUAACCAGUAGCUUCAGCAUUGGGCUCUGUCAAUCAGCUAGGCUUGAUUGGUUACCCAAUCUCCCGAGCUGAAGGCCCAUUUUAAAAGUGAUGACAGUUAAAAACUAAGAAGGAUGAAAUCUCAAAGCAAGUUAUGCAGAACCAAUGUCACAUAUAACUAUUUAAAUAAGGUGAUAAAAAUGCCAAGCUAAUUAAAAUAGAAGACAAAGUAAUAAUAUUAUGUAUAUUAAAAAUUGUUUACUUAAAAAUAUACACAAAUAAAUUAGUUGAUUAAUUACAGAAAUAUUGAAGAGGGUUAUUACAAAGUUGAGCUUUUAUGAAUGUCUGCAAAAAGAUGUAUUUGUCAAUGCCUUCUUUACAAAUGAUGGCAGGUGGUUCAAAAUACGAGAGAUACAAAUAAUUUACAUAAUAUGAUAACAAACUACGAAGGAACUUGCUAUUGGAAGUGACCUGAAAGCUCCAUGUUGGGAGAUAUUUUUAAUAAUUAAUGUUUGAACUUUUUUGUGCACCCUUGUUUUGUCUACUGUUAACUUGAGGCUCUUGAAAUUCUUCAUGGACUAUUGUGAUAACAAAGGAAAAUGUUAGAUGUGUGAGACAUGGCUACUCCAACAAUAAUAUAAAUCAUUCUUAAAUAUUACUUUCAUACUUAGCCAUUUGGGUAAAAAUUGGCUACUGCUAUAUGUAAGAGGAAAACAAAGCUAAAGUUGAAUGUUUGAUAACUGAAAGCUCCUAUUCCUACUUAUUUUUGAUCUUUAGCAAACAUAACACAAAUAUCUACCUGAAAACAAGUACAAUCAAAAGCCAGGGAGUUGGUUUUGCAGCCAUGAAAAAUGUGACAUCCAUUUCACUCUGGCUGAACCAAGAGUAUAACUUUAUCCUCACACAAUGGAUCCUUGCCUGCUUAGCAGGCGCUUGGAAAUAAUAUUUGAGAAAGAACGGGGUGCAUGAUGGAUACUUUCAGGUGCCUGCUAGGCAGGCUAUACAGAUCCGAAACUUCGUUGACUUUUUUGGAUUCUCUGACUUUGGCUAUGCUUAGAUAUGCCACUCUUAAUUUCAGUACAAACACUCAUCUCUUAUUGCAAGGAGAGUGUCUUAUCUCUCAACAGUUUUACCAAACAUGGUCUGUUGUGUUGCUGAUGUUGUUUUGUGACCGUUUUUGUCUUCUCUCCUUUCAGUGAGAGAGCUGCAGCAUAUUUAAGGUCAUUGAGCAAUGCUUGCAUCUGUCACAAAACCAAGGAAUUAGUUUUGCAGUGAUGAAAAAUGUGACAUCCAUUUCACUCUGGCUGAACCAAGAGUAUAACUUUAUCCUCACACAAUGGAUCCUUGCCUGCUUGGUAGGCGCUUGAAAAUAAUAUGUGAGAAAGAACGGGGUGCAUGAUGGAAACAUGGGCGAUGUAGACACACGAGAGGGGAGAGAGCUCCCUCUGCCCUUGUGUGUCUCCCUUGCAUCCCUGUUCUUUCUGGCACCCAUUAAUAAUUUCAGGCGCCUGCUACCUACAGGUUACACAGAUCCAAAACUUCAUUGACCUUGUUGGAUUCUUUGACUUAAGCUAUGUUCAGAUAUGCCUCUCUUAAUUUCAGUAAGACAAACACUUAGCUCCUUAUGGCAAGGAGAGUGUCUUAUGUCUCAACAGUUUUACCAAACAUGGUCUUGUGUGUUAUUGAUGUUGUUUUGUGACCGUUUUUGUCUCUCCUUUCAGUGAGAGAGCUGCAGCAUAUUUAAGGUGAUUGAGCAAGGCUUGCAUCUGUCACAAAGCCAAGGAAUUAGUUUUGCAGUGAUGAAAAAUGUGACAAUCCAUUUCACUCUGGCUGAACCAAGAGUAUAACUUUAUCCUGACACAAUGGAUCCUUGCCUGCUUAGCAGGGGCUUGGAAAUAAUAUGUGAGAAAGAACAGGGUGCAUGAUAGAAACAUGCGCAAUGGAGACACGCGAUGGGGGAGGGAACUCCCUCUGCCCUUGUGUGUCUCCCUUGCACCCCCAUUCUUUCUGGCGCCCAUUAAUAAUUUCAGGCGCCUGCUACCUAGGUUACACAGAUCCGAAACUUCAUUGACCUUGUUGAAUUCUUUGACUUGGGCUAUGUUCAGAUAUGCCUCUCUUAAUUUCAGUAAGACAAACACUUAGCUCCUUAUGGCAAGGAGAGUGUCUUAUCUCUCACAGUUUUACCAAACAUAGUCUUGUGUGUUAUUGAUGUUGUUUUGUGACCGUUUUUGUCUCUCCUUUCAGUGAGAGAGCUGCAGCAUAUUUAAGGUCAUUGAGCAAGGCUUGCAUCUGUCACAAAGCCAAGGAAUUAGUUUUGCAGUGAUGAAAAAUGUGACAUCCAUUUCACUGUGGCUGAACCAAGAGUAUAACUUUAUCCUGACACAAUGGAUCCUUGCCUGCUUAGCAGGGGCUUGGAAAUAAUAUGUGAGAAAGAACGGGGUGUAUGAUGGAAACAUGCGUGAUGUAGACACACGAGAGGGGAGAGAGCUCCCUCUGCCCUUGUGUGUCUCCCUUGCACCCCCUGUUCUUUCCAGAUGGCGCCCAUUAAUACUUUCCAGUGCCUGCUACACAGGCUAUACAGAUCUGAAACUUCAUUGACCUUUUUGGAUUCUUUGACUUGGACUAUGCUCAGAUAUGCCUCUCUUAAUUUCAGUAAGACAAACACUAAGCUCUUAUGGCAAGGAGAGUGUCUCAUCUCUCAACAGUUUUAUCAAACAUGUCUUUUGUGUUAUUGAUGUUGCUUUGGACCGUUUUUGUCUCUCUUCUCAGUGAGAUAGCUGCACCAAAUUUAAGGUCAUUGAGCAAGGCUUGCAUCUGUCACAAAACCAUCACAAAGAUUGCAAGGCUCUGCCAAAAAAUAAUGUUUCUGUCAGACUGGAAACUUUUAGGAAGAUAACUGAUGACUGCUUAAUAUUUGAGAGUGGAGACCUAGCUUGCUCACAUUGAUUCUUGCAUACAGUUUCAAGGACUGUAAAGCACUUAUGUGUUUUUGUCAUAUUGCUUCAUUACUUUUGUGUGUUGUGUUUCUCAAGUGAUGGGGAAAUCUAUCUAGCGGCAUCAUCAUUAGUUUUCUCUAGAAAGGGGUUUGAAAAAGGGUCUUCUAGUUUGAAAAAAAAGAAACCUUAAUCAUUAUUAAUAAUAAUAUUAUACAAGCAUAUAAAUACAAAGUAAAAGAAGAAAUAUGUUCCAAGGUCUGCUUUUAAUUAAAAAAGAGGAAGAACCUGUCUUUAAUUGUGUUACAUAGGUUAUGAUAAUUAUUUUAAUAAUAGUAAUUAUGAUGAUGAUGAUGGUGAUAAUAAUAAUAAUUUAGAGCAUAAUACAACAGCUUACUACAUGUGCAAUAAAACAGUGAAACAAUGAUAACUUACCCUAAAAAACAAUAAUAGAGUUCACCACUUCUUGGAAGGAGACGCUUUAGCUAAGCUUGUGAAAUGAAUGUCUUGUAUCAGUGUCUGAAAUCGUGACCAGCUUGUUGCCAAUUUGCCUAGAAAUUCAGAGCUGGUGACCAAAAAUUCAAGGCUAGUUUCUAGUAGGUAACUAAAAAAGUCUGCAGCAGCAGUUCUAUAAUUUGAGGAUUUUCCGUUUUUUUCAAAGUUGACUUAUGUUUUAUCCUGCCAACAUCACACGACAGUUAUCUGAGUGUUUUAAAAUGUCUCGUCUUCAGAACAGUUGAAUGGCUGUUUUAUUGGCCAUCAUCAUGCAUAUCUGUUUAUACUGUUAAAGAAAGGGAAAAAUUUCUGGCGACGAAAUUAUGCCAUCUGGUCUGUAUCAAAAAGUUAAUUUUGGACCUUGUGUAUGUGUAUAUUAAGAUGUGCAGCACCGGUGCCCAUCCUGGUGCCCAUCAUAAUCAAUCAAUUAUCGCUUAUGAGAAAUAUCCAAUCAAUUAUUGCAAAAAACAAACAAACAAAGGAUCAUAAAAAUAUUCAAACUUAUACAUACUAGUUAGUUAUUUGCCAGCAGAUUACUAAAAUGUUAGUUGUGCGCGCAAUGCAUGAUUUCCGUAUGUAAUUCAAUGCUGAACUGUGUCUCAUGAAACUGUGUGUCUCAGUAACUGUUAUCAGCAUCAGCCAUGAGUUUGCUGAAAACAUUUACCUCAAAUUUAAUAAUGAGGAUUAUUCCAGAUAUCACUAAUACCUCAUCCUCUGAUUUUUUGUGGCUGGGCAACAUAUUCCAUGCAAAUCUGUUGCCUUUGUUUUAAUUGCUUCUACUCAUCUAGAGUGCCUCUUAUUUUAAAUAACUUAGCCAGACUUUUUGUGGCUCCUAUAUGGAUAGUUCUUGUUUUUUUACUUUUUUUUUUCUCUUACAGAGACUUGCACUACGUGAGAGUAAUAUCUCUCGUUACAAUGCUGAAUUUGUUGAAAUCAGCACAAUAGGAUCUGGCCAGUUUGGUUCUGUUCAUAAAUGUGUCAAUAGAUUAGGUAAGUGUUUCCUCGUUUGGUGUAUACUAUCUAGAGUUAUGGUACAGUUCCUCUCUUGAUCUUCUUGGUGGUAACUCUCUUAAACCUUUAAGUGCCAACAGUGACCAAGAUCAAUUUUCUCCUAGCAAUAUCCAUACACUGUCAACAGAUAAGUUAUGAGAAUUAAUAAAGUGAUCACCCAAGAAAAAAUGCCUUGAUCUUUUAUCAAAUUCCCUCAACUCAUUCUCUAAGGAAAUGUAUGGAGAUCAGUUUGGAGAAGUUGUGUGUGGAUACUGCGGCUUAAAGGGUUGAUACUUCCUUGUCAAAACUAGUAUAUUGUGAGUUGUAGACGUAAACUGAAUGUACUUUGUUUGCCUAGAUAAAGGAGGGAUUAAAUUGAUUUAAUCAUUACUUAGGUCAGUUUUGAUUUCCCUGGUGUUUGUGUUGUUGAAGAGGUUAUUUUUGUGCCUCAAAGAGCAGCAUGACAAGAAAGUCACUUCUUUUAUUAUCUGUCUGUUAGAAGUGGGCAUUGUUAUAAACAACUCAGUUAAAAUUUAGUUCUUAUGAAUUUGUGGUUGUUAUUUCAGAUGGAUGCGUAUAUGCUUUAAAGCGAUCACUCAAGCCAGUAGCAGGCUCAGUUGAUGAGUAAGUCUAACAGGCCAACCUUUUGAUUUUUGAAGUGGACAAGAGAGGGGGGGAGGGGGGUGUUGUGUGUCUUCAGGAAAAAAUACGGGGCUGGCAGUUUUAAGAUUUUAAGUUGCCAGGGUAAAUUGAAAUACAACAAGAAGGCAGGGAAUCAUACAGCAAGGGAUUUAUUUUGGUUCUAUUUUUCUCCUGGUUAUUUUUUUUAAUGUUGCCAGUGGGGGGUGGGGGGAGGGAGGUGGUUACCUUUAUAGUACAAUGUAGCCAUAGGAAAUCCCCAGCUCCCAGUGAAAAUAUCUUGCACUUGGACCCCAGUAAUUCUUGGCUAUUUAAAUGUACACCAAAAAUUAGGAGAAAUGGUCUGAUAAAUCUAAUCUUGCCCAAACCCACCUUAUCCCCUCCCCCUCAAAAGUAAAAUCAUUGAUCCCUUGCAUGUUGCAGGUUACAUGCAAUUUUUAAAAGAAAAAAAUCUGCACCUUGUUUUGUUGGAUUAAUGUAAGAAAACAGAAUCUUGUAAUAAAUGUCCUAGAUGGUUAUGUAAGAUACAUUCCAGUAAUUUUUUGGUGGACCUUGGUAUAGCUUCUCCAUCAUCCAGCAGUCCCGUUCUUAGAUGAUUUUUUUUUCCGGCUCCAUGGCCACAUCAGUGUUAUACAUAAUGCUGAUUGCUUUUUUUUUAGGCAAAAUGCCAUGCGUGAGGUGUAUGCCCAUGCUGUCCUUGGAAAAAACCCUCACGUCGUACGUUAUUACUCUGCAUGGGCAGAAGAUGGACACAUGUUAAUACAAAAUGAAUACUGUGAAGGUGUGUGUACAUUUCAUUUACAUUUGUUAAUCUAUCAUUGUUACAAGUGAAUACGUACUGAUAUUAUUGAUUGUUGCAAAUUUCAUUUUCUUCUUUACACUAAAAGACUAGAUGUUACAGUAACAAAAAAAAUUAAAUUAGUGUAAAUAUUUAAAUUUGGGGCUAGCUGGAUAAAAAUUUUACAAGUGUAAUUUACAAGUGUUAAUUUUGUUUUAGAGUUUAGAAACAAUAGAGACCCUUGUUAAACCUCGGAGAUAAAUGCAAAGUCAUACCCCUACUGUGGUAUAAGGGGGUUGGUUGAUUGGACCCCCCCCCCCCUUGAGUUUUUGAUAUGUUGCAGUAUUUCGAAACGAUUUUGCCUUCAGUGGAAAGCCUUUGCUCUUCUCUACAAUGAUUUACGAGGUAUAUUUUAUAGGUGGUGGCAGUUAGAAUAAAUAGUUUUUUGCACUUAGCAUGUAAAACAACACAUAAAUAAAUUAUUUCCUCCGCAAAUUUUACUUUUAUUCCUGAAAAACCUUGGCCACCUGCUACUUAUGACAUCAUAUCUCAUAACCGUAGUAACUGACCAUCACUAAACGUGUCUCAACAUGUGUGCAAGGGAUAAACAAACAGCUACAGAAAUCUUCAGGUGCUGAUGUUUUAUUGUUGAGGAAAAAAAUCACAAAAACUGUAGGGGGGUGGCAACCAUCCCACCUUGUACUUCCGAGGGUUAAUAUUGAUAACUGUAGUAAAAGCUGAAUUGGCCAUUGGUUUUUUAAUGAUAUUUUAGUCUUCAUAUGAUUGCUGAUGUAAAGUCAUAUUGUUUUUUUCUCCAUUUCAGGGGGAAGUCUCGCUGACUUAAUAGAAAAGAAUAAAUCAGCAGAGGAUGUUAUGGGAGAGAGUGAACUCAAACAGCUUUUAAUACAAGUUGCUCAGGUAUCAUAAUUUUUUUAAUGACAAUAUUUGAAUUCUCUACUAGUGAUUGGCCAGUAGACUUUGCUGCAUAAUGAAUCUGCUUUUGUCUCGGUUAUCAGCCCUUGGUCUGUGAGAAUAGUACAAGUAAAGUAUGUUUUUGUGAAACUGCCCACCCUCCCCUCCCCUAAGCCAACAUUUUGCCCUAAGUGAGAAGCAAGUUUUAAUGUUGACUCAGGGGAGGGGUAAAUGGGCAGAUUCCAAGAAACGCAUAAUGAUCCCUUACUGUGAGGCAAUAGACCAUCUCGUCACUGUGACCUUACCCUCCUCUCUAGGUUAGGUUUUUUUCGUAGUAAUUGCCAUGGUCCUAAACUUCUCCUACCCUUUAAUUUCAACACAGUUUUCUUUUCAUGUAAGGUGCAGGGCUGAAAAUAACGGCCGGUCAACGGACAGUGUCCGGCCUGAUCGCGAGUUCAGACACCCCCGUACAAUGAUACUCAUGGUAGAAAGGACAUUAAACACGCAAAAACUGUAGAAAGGAACUCUAAAAUGUGUGAAUGCAUUUUUCACCAACUUGCUGUCAAGAAUGUGAACGUCAAUGUAGUAAUAACUAUCUAUUGCCAGUGUAAUUCGAUAUUCCUGAGGGAAAAAAAUUAUAAUAUUCAUUAUUUGACCGGCCAGAAUCGGGGUUUGUCCAGGCUAAAAAAUAUUUGGCCGGUCAUCAUGACCGGCGACCUGCUGACUGUUAUUUUCAGCCCUGAGGUGCCAAAGAAACUUAACUUUAAUUCAGUAUUUUUUCCUUUUUCAAAAUUAAAAACAGGGAUUAAAGUACAUCCAUUCAUUGGGUCUGGUUCAUAUGGAUAUUAAACCUGGUAAGUUAUAGCACAAUGCAUGGGCAUUUUUUUAUGUGUUAUCUAGCAACGUAAAAACUUAGUUACAGACAUUUUGUACAUUCUUAUACUUUUUUUGGCAGGAAAUAUCUUUAUUAGCUAUAAUACUAAUUUGGAGGAAUGCCAGCACAGUGGUGAUGAAGGAUUUGAUGAAAAUGAUACUCCUGGACCACGAAAAAGAGCGCCAAUUUACAAAAUAGGUACAUUGCACUUAACUCUAACCAAAAAAUUAAAAAGGGAAUUUACCUUGUGAGACUACCAAUCCCACAGCCCGAAAAUUUUCAUAGACCAAGCACCUUAUGAAUUCUAACCUCGUGGAAAAAAACAGACAAACAAAGAACAAAAAAGGUUACUCUUCCAUUUUUGACAGCAUUUCUAGUGUGCAAAGAAAGUAAUGUCCUAUAGCACGGGGAAAGUGGAUUUUGCUAUUGGGCUAGAAAAUUCUGUUUUUAACUUGCCCAACAGGCAAGUGAUGUUUUUUGAGGAAUUCGAAUUACAGAAGAACUAUGAAAUCAAUUCUGCUAGUCAAAAAGCUUUUGGGGCUAGUUGAAAAUAAUGACAUCUGGGCUAGUAAAUGCAGGGCUUCUGAUAUUUCGCGGAAAAAAAAAAGCAAAAUUUCGCGGGAUUUUCAGGGGCAAAUUCGCGGAAAAAUCAGCCGAUUUCGCGGAAUUUUUGCGGGAAAAAAGUCAAAAUUCGCGGAACAAUCGGCCGAUUUCAGGCGAUUUUCGCAGGAAAAUCGGCCCAUUUCGAGGGAUUUUAGCGGAAAAGAGUCAAUUUUCGAAGGAUUUUCGGGGGCAAAUAAUUUCCUAAGAAUUUCUUCGGAAAAUCGGCCGAUUUCACGAGAAAUUUCGGGGGGAAACUUCGCCAAGAAACAAUCAACAAAAAACAGCCGAUUUCGCUGGGGUUUUUUUUGGCAAAUUUUACUAUAAUCGAUCAAUUUUGCGUCGAUAUGACCAGCGCUGGUGAACGUUUUUUUUAACACGGAUAAUCAUUUGCUCUUUCAACAACAGUUCGCUCGAGAAAUAAGCGCAUGUUAAAGCUAUCAACAUUAUGGUUAGUGCCCAGUUUUUCGCAACGUUCAUCUCAAAACGCCUGGUAGUUUUGGGACGUUGUUUACUCGUUGCAGGGAUGAAGUUUCAAGCUAAAUUUGGACGUUUGGGGUGAAUAAAACCGGUCUAAUAGCCAAGGUAAGUAUUAAAUAUGUUUUGCCGACGUGUAUUUGGAAAUAUUUCUGACGGAUUUCGCGGUAUUUCGCGGAAAUACCUGAAUUUCGCGGGUCCGCGACCGCGCGAAAUAUCAGAAGCCCUGUAAAUGCUAGCUUCAGCUUGCGCGAAUGGCAAGCUGUAAAAAUGAUUUUCUUUGCACUCUGAUUUUAUAAUGAUGUAACCUAUUUCUGGCAUUUUAGUAAAACAUUUUCCUUUGUAUUACAAUUUCUCACAAGCAUUAACUUGACACAUGGUCUAAUUUCCUUAGGUAACAAGUUUAAUAAUCUAAUGCAUUCCACCACUUCUGAUAGAAUGAGUCUCUUUGAUAUUGUGCUCGUGCUGUACAGUUAUAGUUAAAUUGAUAAUCAAUGCUACUGCCCUUUCCAUUGUAUUCUAACUUUGAAAAUGUAUUCAGUAAAUUCUCUUAAAACAAGAAUUAUGUCCUGAAUAAUCUGUCCUUGAUAGAGACCCUAAGCGGUCGAAAUCUUGUAUUAGUAACAAUUAAUAAUGACUCUCUUCAUAGCUUGAGAAGGCAGCUGAUUUUGCAAUGCCACCUCUCCAUGAAACAUCAUGAGUGCAGAAAUUCCAUACUGGUGACAAGUCACUACCCAGAUCUGGGGAGUGCUUUUGAUUGGUUGUGGCAUGAGGGAAAUUUGCCUCAAGCAAUCAGAAGCACAACCCAGAUCCCAAAACUUGAUUAGUAUGGAAUUUCUGCAGUUGCUCCCCAGAUGUCAUUCAGAGGAAAACCAGUGAUGGCGUCAUGAAAUGUCAGCUGUUUUUCUGGCUAUCAUCAUUGCACUUUGAUUAGUUGCUUACAAGAGGGUAGCUUGCGAACAGCAGACGUUUCUCCUUGCCCAUCGCCACUGGGGGACAGUUUGCAAGGAGGAACGUCUGCGACUCAGCGACAGAAAUUCCAUACUGAUGAUGUAAAUCAAUGUUUACAUAAUAAAUCCGGUAGUCAUGGGGUUCCAAAUGCAAAUUUGUUCAAUUUUACGUCUCUCCUGGUCAAUUUUAAUAAAGUGUUGUGUUCAUCUGCGAAUGAGCUCCAGAAAUACUCAAAUGCCUCUAAGUUCUGGAGAAGACUAUAUUCUUCAAAUAUUGACUGUUUUGUUAGAGAUUCAUCGCGUUUAUAUUUGACCUUUGCGGCCUUUUGUCUUUUGUCUUUUGUCUGUCAUUCGUAAACAAUACCUAAAACAAUGAAACUACUCCAUCGACCAAUUAGACUUACUGCUUCUGACCGGAUUCCGGACAGAUUUUGCGUCAUCAAAAUGGAAUUUCUGUCCCUGAGUCGCAGACAUUUUUCCUCGCAAAACUUAUCUUAGCAGGAAUGAGUGAGGAGAAACGUCUGCCGUUCGCAGGCUAACAAGAGGGCUGAUUGUUUGUUGCAUGUAAGUGCAUUGUUUCAUUAUUGCAGUGCCAUCUCAAGAUUCUCAAGCUCAUAAUCUCAAUUUUCAUAGGUGACUUAGGGCAUGUGACGUCAGUAACUAGUCCACAAGUAGAAGAAGGAGACUGCAGAUUUUUACCCAAUGAAAUACUGCAAGAGGUAAGAGAACAGCCUGUUAUUUUUGCAUUACUUUAAGUGAAAUUUAUAUGGCCCUCACUCGGCCUGCAGGCAGUUUUAAAGUGAAUCUUUAUUAGCAGUCACUCUCAGUUGACUUGAGCGUUAAGAUUUGAAUUCAAAUUUGAUGCUUGUCCUAUAGGCGAAUCUUUGUUUACACUUUUCCCUCAUUAACAUAUGCUUAUCAUUAUCUGAUGACGCUAAUAAAAUAAAAACUCUGAAUAUUGAAAGAGCAUAACAGUUUCAGUUAUCCCUGAAAAUUUGAGCCCAAAACACCGAAUGGUUUCAGAGAAAUUCUCUUCUGAAAACUCAAAAUUUUAAAGAGAAUGUAUGGCUCAUUAACUUUUUUGCCACACAGAAAUUUCGCAGUUUUUGAUUGCUGAUAUUUCCCUCAAUAUUGCUCGCAAAGAGCUGAAAAUUGCACAAAUUGGUCCACUUAAUCAGCUCUUUCAACUUUUGCAUUUAGUUCAUAUGUGCGGCCACGGUUUCUGUGAGUUAAGUCGUAUGCUAAUGAGGAUAAAUGUCAACAGUGACGUCAGCAAAGAUUCGCCUAUACUAGGUCAUCUUUCUCCUGCUUUGAACAACCUUGCCUUGCAAAACAAACCCUCCUGUAAAUAAGAGUAGACUGUUUAGCUGGUUGGUACACUCCGCAUGCAUUUGUGUAUGGGAUGGUCUGUAACUCUUUUCUUUUGGAGCAAAGAGAGGUGCAGACAGAAAACCGUUGGAGGUGAUUGUUGGGAUACUUCAUCCUGUCUCUUUGUUUUCUAAAUUACUCUUCCCUUGGUCAAACCUUAUCAACAGUCAGCAGCGUGCAAAGAAAUUUGUGUGCGAUAGCCCCAGGCUAGUGGAUUUUGCUAUCAGGCUAGUGAUUUGUGUACUUAACUUGACCGAUAGGCAAGUGCUGUUUUUUGGGGAAAUUCAAAUUACAGUCAGGAUUGUAAUCAAUCCUGCUAAUCAAAAAGGGUUUUGAGGCUGGUUGAAAUGACUUGUGGGCUAGUACAUGUUAGCUACAGCUUGCCCACAUGGCAGGCUGUAAAACUGACUUUCUUUGCACCCUGAGUCAGCCUCUGUUAAAUGACUAGUGUGACCAUUUCCUAGUUUGACUCACUAUGAAUUGUUUAAGCAUUAACAAAACCUGGAUUUGACCUGACCAGGCCAACCUUUUUAUUAAAAUAAAUUUCCUGAAAAAAGGUCAAGGGACGAGAUCACAGGGGUUAAUCUGAUUCGGUCCCAUUCACUCAUCCCAGUUUUGUCAACAGCCGUUUUAAUUUUAUUCUAAAAAAGCGGGCUUUUAGCCAGACAUUGAAAAUUGGCCUUCCAAGGCCUGUUUUCCCAUAAAAUUAUUAGAGAUUAAGUGAAUUUUCCUUGUAUUUCUUCCAAAAAUGGGCAUCCAUAGGAUGGCUGGACACCCUCCUGGCCAAAACCUUGUAUAGAACUCACAACUAAUUUCUGCUGUUUGAAAUGUUUUACUACACUUCAGGACUACUCUUCAUUACCAAAAGCUGACAUUUUUGCGCUAGCAUUGACAGUAUAUUUGGCUGUAAGUAUGAGUCUUUUAAUAUAUAAAAGCAAGGUACUUCUUUUGCUAUAUUUUUGUAAUGUCUUGGCUUAUUAAUACUGUUUCUACUGACUUAAAAAUCUACCAUUAGAGGUUUUAAGUAAAUCAUUAGAGAUUUAGCUGUACUCAAGAUAGGAAACUCUGCUUCUGGCAUGAUUGGUUUGAUGUUCACUAGAUCAUGAGGUCUAUGCUUCUACUCCAACUCCUUUGUAACAGCCUUCAACUCUCUAAUUAAUUUAAUAUUAAUAGGGCUUGGAAUGAAAAGGAAAUUCUGAGUCAAACUACAAUCACCGACAAAAUGAGUUAAGACACUUCACCCUAAAGGGGCUUUUUGACAUUUUCCUGACCUCAAAAGGGGAAAAUAUAGCUUUUCCUCCCCAAUCCCCUCCAUGCAAUGUUGUGCCGCUGUGCAAGCUACCUUUAGAAAACAACAAACCCCCUAACUUUGAAUGGAGGGGACAGGGGAGGGGAGUGGAUUCUUAUGUUCUCAGAAGUUACUCUAUUUGAGUACAAUGUCUCAACAAUUUGUCGGCAAUUGUAGAUUGAAGACAGUCCAUUAAAACAGUAAUUAUCACUGGACAGGCAGAAGGGCUCUUUAAAAAAUUGAGUGAUGUUCUUCACUGCUUCUAAAUAGGCCAAAUUCCGGAAGAAAAAAAAAGAUAAUUGUCCACCAGAAUACAACCUCGCUAUAACUUGUAUUGUAGAACAAGUGACUUGAUGUUUGUUGGUCUUUUAAGGGAGGAGGACCAGACCUUCCAAAGAAUGGUGAAGAAUGGCAUGAAAUCAGGUAAACAUUAUUGCGUUCACCUCGGUAAUCAUGCUUCACAUACUUACCAACCUUUUAUGUCAUUUUUGUAAUAUCUGCAAUGUCUAUUUUGUCCUAUUUGGCUGGCUAUUGAUUGGGUUUUUUUCCUAAAGUUUUCAUUAUUUUUACGCCCAUCACAGUACACAUUACAAAACUGACUUUCUUUUCACCCUGACAACAAUGUAGGAGUGUGCACAAUGGCUGUAUGAAAAUACUAGCGAUUACAUUAACUCUUUCUGUUUAGUGCCAUACAUGUACUAAUUGUUAUUCUUUCAUUGUUUCACAGGAGAGGUCAUCUUAAAACUCUGGACCAUAUCUCACCUGAAAUGAACUCACUUUUGAAGGUUAGUAUUAUAGUAAUUUUUCAUUAUUUUAUAUAAUGGGUGAAAAACAAGUUUGUGAAUAACAAGGCCCAGAUUUGUAAGGGGCUUGAAAAACAUAAAAGCAACAGCAAUGAAAUUGCCACCUAGAAAGUGAAUUUACUUUCUUUCAAUUUUACUGAACUGUUUGAGACUGUGUAAAAGUGCAGAAUGUAUUCACAGCCUCCCCAGAAAUUAAAAAGACAAAAGGAAAGUCAUUGCAAACUGACAGCAAAGAAAUGUAUCAAAUGUGCGUUUUGCUUAUUGAUCUCAUUGCUCUUUGAACAAUGUUGUUGCUGUUCUCAUCAUGCUACAGGUUGCCACUUCAGCCUAGGUUUUAACAUGUUUUCUACAACUUUUAAGCAACUUUUAUCAAGGCUCCUAUAAUUAUGUAGAAUCCAACAAAAACCAAGAUUUCUAAUUUUGCCAUUUGAAAGGCACCAUUUCAUGUCCAGUCCUUUCAAACUGUGUGGCUUCUAUGUUUGUUCUUGUCUCUGUAACCUGAUAGCUGGUGUAAAUAAUUUUUCCAGCUUAUGAUUGACCCUGAAACAAGUAAGCGGCCCUCUGCCACAACCCUCACACAACACCCAGUGCUUUGUCCUCUUUCAGCAAAAUCCAAGGUAUGCAUUAGAACCAUUUAUACUCAAUGUUGAGACAAGUAGUAAUUCUUGUAACAUUAAUUUAAAUAACUUCCUUUAAUUACAAUACGAUUAUGGUUUUAAAGCUAAACUGCUUGUGGGGUUCUGUCAAAAAUGAAAUAAUUUAUGCAAAAUGACAUUAAUUAUUGAAGCAGCAUUUUGUAAAAUUAAUGUUAUCAGUGUUAGAAGAAAAAUAAUGUCUACAUCAGUAUGUGACCAGUCUUCUUUUAAAAAGCAAUAAGUUGCUGACUUGUAAAAUUCUCUUUCAAACCAGUUAAUUUUUGUUUUGCCUUAUAAUUCUUAGAGCCAUUAUCAAAACCUGAGAGAAAGGAAAGCAAAAAUAUAAGCAGUUCUAAAACUUUAAAACCUAAGGAGAAAUGUAAACAAGAACAUCAUGUUAGUCUGAGAAAGCGAAAGUCUGGUAUUCAUAUUUCUGCCUGAAAUUAUUCAAAUUAAUAAUUGUCAUGGCAAAAAAAAAAAACACUAUCACUAGCUAGGUUUGUAUAAUUGUUGUGUCAUUAAAUUUUUUAGUGUUGGAAUUCAUUUUACUCUUCUGACAUUUUCGUUACAGGCCCAGCUAAGGAAGGAACUGAAUGCAGAAAAGUUCAAGAAUGAAGUCCUUUCAAGGUAGAGUAAUCAAGAUUCUGAAAAUUAUAAGAGUCGCAACUGUAGUCAUAAGUUUAUUUUCAACAACACAUAACCCACUGUAUGUGAAUUCUCAGGCUGAUAAUAUAAAAUAAUUGUCUAAAGAAGAUGGAAAGUGAAAAGUGACAGUUCAAUUCUGCAAUGAAAUAUAAUGAAAAAUUAACUUUAUAUAUUCAUUUUUACAUCUUUAUCUUUUCUCGGUAUAUUACAAACCAAUUAAAUGACCAGUUCCCAGUUGGCUUGCUAUGGUUAUAGCAUUGCACCUGUAUCCUAAAGGUCAUGGAUUGACUCCUGGUUUAAGCCUGAAUUUUUUCAGGCUUUCAUUUUACAGCUGCAUAAAGUUGUAUCCUUCACUACAUCUUCUUUGCAUUUACAACUUUUUCCCUUUCUAACAGGGAACUAGAAGAGGCAAGAGAAAACCAAAACAACCUUCCAAGACCCAAGAUUGGACUUGGGACUCAAUGCCGCAAUUCUAGAAUAAUAGGACAAAAAGUAAACAGAAGCAUGAGCUUAAGCGUGCUCAUGUGAAUCCUGAAGUUUUAUCAUUUUAUUCUUGUGAAUAGCGGAUCAACAAUUGAUGUUUCUGGGCAUUUGUACACCUACCCCUCCCCUAAGUCAACAUUAACACUAACUUUUCACUUGGGGCAAAAUUGUGACUAAGGGGAGGGGUAGGUGGUUAGUUACUCACAAACCUCAAUUGAUCCUAAAUAGCUGCUAUCUCCAUAUUCAGAUUGGUUUUAGCAAUAUCUUUUUAAAUAUAACCACAACUUUCAUUGUCUUGCUUUCCAUCCUUUAGCAACAUCUUUAAACCUUUGGGAAGAUAUUCAUUUUUUAAGGGCUUUUUAAUAAAAUGUUAAUAAUUAUUGUAAGUUUUGACAA